This is a messenger RNA of Erythranthe guttata (spotted monkey flower), 753 nucleotides long. Its product is annotated as OVARIAN TUMOR DOMAIN-containing deubiquitinating enzyme 4. NCBI's taxonomy places the organism in Eukaryota, Viridiplantae, Streptophyta, Magnoliopsida, Lamiales, Phrymaceae. Gene Ontology annotation, molecular function: cysteine-type deubiquitinase activity. The record is from RefSeq and is a predicted model, not a curated record. Gene Ontology annotation, cellular component: nucleus; cytosol. Gene Ontology annotation, biological process: ERAD pathway; protein deubiquitination; endoplasmic reticulum unfolded protein response.
GAAUAAACAAUCGUCGUACAAUUUUAAUUCGGAAAAAAAUAAACCAGAAUGGCAGAAUUAAUUACCUGAUAUGCCAUUCCGCUGCUUAAAAUCACCGUUAUCCAUGUCGAGGUCCGACCUUUCGCUCGGUAACGAUCUCCGGACUGUUAGAAUACCAGGCGAUGGCAGGUGUUUGUUCCGGUCAGUGGUUCAUGGUGCUUGUCUGAGAGCAGGAAAGCCGUCUCCAAGUGAAAUCCACGAAAAGGAACUCGCUGACGAGCUUCGAGCAACAGUUGCAGAUGAAUUUAUCAAGAGGCGAGCUGAUAGCGAAUGGUUUGUUGAAGGUGAUUUUGAUACUUACGUUGCACAGAUGAGACAGCCGCAUGUAUGGGGAGGGGAACCUGAGCUACUAAUGUCAUCACAUGUUCUACAGGUUCCAAUAACCGUUCACAUGUGGGAUAAGAAGAAAAACUGCCUAAAGGUUAUAGCUGAAUAUGGUCAGGAGUAUGGAAAGGAGAACCCCGUUCGUGUUUUAUACCAUGGCUAUGGGCACUAUGAUGCAUUACAGAUCCCGUCUGAUGGUCUGCAAUCAAAGCUGAACAGGAGAUGGUAAAAACUAUAAUCGACAAAGUUCCGAACAAGAAAUGGAAGAAAGGGAGAAGCUCAAAGCAAAAAUUAAUCCAUGAUUGCUAGUUUGUAAAUUAACUUCCACGACAUUUCUUGGUCCGCAAUUGCUCAGAAAAUUAACCUAAAUAAUAUAAUUCGAUAAUUGUA